Messenger RNA from Oreochromis niloticus (Nile tilapia), 354 nucleotides. RefSeq names its product ryanodine receptor 2-like. Bases 85 to 318 code for a protein of 77 amino acids. The transcript is spliced from 4 exons. Lineage: Eukaryota; Metazoa; Chordata; Actinopteri; Cichliformes; Cichlidae. Gene Ontology annotation, cellular component: Z disc; sarcoplasmic reticulum membrane; smooth endoplasmic reticulum. Gene Ontology annotation, molecular function: ryanodine-sensitive calcium-release channel activity. Gene Ontology annotation, biological process: release of sequestered calcium ion into cytosol by sarcoplasmic reticulum; striated muscle contraction. The record is from RefSeq and is a predicted model, not a curated record.
GACACAGAGGACGAAGUUCGAGAGGUCAUCAGGAACAACCUACAUUUACAAGGAAAGUCAGAGGACCCAGCAAUUCGUUGGCAGAUGGCUCUGUACAGAGACCUCCCAAACCACUAUGAGGAUACUACUGACCCAGAGAAGACUGUGGAGAGAAUCCUGGAUAUUGGUCAUGUCCUCUUCCACCUGGAGCAGGUGGAGCAUCCUCAGCGCAGUAAGAAGGCUGUGUGGCACAAACUGCUUUCAAAACAGAGGAGAGAGAUGUCGUCGCUUGCUUCAGGAUGGCACCACUCUAUAACUUGCCAAGGCACCGGGCUGUAAACUUGUUCCUGCAGGGCUAUGAAAGUCCUGGAUGGA